This is a messenger RNA of Thermothielavioides terrestris NRRL 8126, 1633 nucleotides long. RefSeq lists its product as uncharacterized. Gene Ontology annotation, molecular function: 3-isopropylmalate dehydrogenase activity; magnesium ion binding; NAD binding. The record is from RefSeq and is a predicted model, not a curated record. The transcript is spliced from 5 exons. Gene Ontology annotation, cellular component: cytosol. Bases 410 to 1516 code for a protein of 368 amino acids. Lineage: Eukaryota; Fungi; Ascomycota; Sordariomycetes; Sordariales; Chaetomiaceae. Gene Ontology annotation, biological process: L-leucine biosynthetic process.
CAGCAGGAACCCGAAGGCCGGGGCUCCGGCAGCGGAAGGAAAGCGGAGCGCCGACUUCGGAAAGGCGGGGUUCUUCGGGCAGCGAGCGAGGUCAACGCGGGGCGGGGUGAAUUGCGAUGUGUGUUGGUUUCCGUUUUUUAUACCUUAAACCUCGCUCGCGCCGCACAACCGCUUCCAAUUGACGAGUUUUCCGGGUUUUCCGGAUUCCCGCCUCCUUUCUUGCUCUCUUUGCGUCUCAAAGUGUCGAUAAAUCUGAGGAGAGGCGUCCCCCUGCCAGGCCAAUUCGUUUUCCCGCACUCCCCCUCUUCCUACGUUUCACCACGCGACCAUCUCGUUCUCCCGGCAAGCGAACACACAAGCAGACAAGGAGAACGAACGACGGCGGAGAAGGGACUGAAGCUCACCCGCCAUGGCGACACACAACAUUGUUGUUUUUGGUGGCGACCACUGCGGUCCGGAGGUCGUGGCCGAGGCUAUUAAGGUCCUCAGGGCAAUUGAGACGCACAGCCCGUCGGCCGGCAAGUUCAACUUGCAGGAACAUCUCCUGGGCGGUGCAUCCAUCAAAGUGCACAACAACCCGCUGACCGAUGAAGCCCUGGCGGCGGCCAAGUCGGCCGACGCCGUCCUCCUCGGCGCCAUCGGCGGGCCGGAGUGGGGCCCGUCGUCGCCCGUGCGGCCGGAGCAGGGCAUCCUGAAGCUGCGCAAGGAGCUCGGCACAUACGGCAACCUGCGGCCGUGCAACUUCGCGUCCGAGUCGCUGGUCGAGAGCUCGCCGCUCAAGGCCGACGUGUGCCGCGGCACCGACUUCAUCGUGGUGCGCGAGCUGACGGGCGGCAUCUACUUUGGCGACCGCAAGGAGGACGACGGGUCCGGCUUCGCCCUGGACACGGAGCCGUACUCGCGCGCCGAGAUCGAGCGCAUCGCCCGCCUGGCCGGCUUCCUCGCCCUCGCCAGCAACCCGCCGUCCAAGGUGUGGAGCCUGGACAAGGCCAACGUGCUGGCCACCAGCCGGCUGUGGCGCAAGGUCGUGUCCGAGGUCUUCGCCAAGGAGUUCCCCCAGCUCGAGCUCGGCCACCAGCUGAUCGACAGCGCGGCCAUGAUCAUGGUCAAGAACCCGCGCGCCCUCAACGGCGUCGUCAUCACCAGCAACCUGUUCGGCGACAUCAUCAGCGACGAGGCCUCCGUCAUCCCGGGCAGCAUCGGCCUGCUGCCGAGCGCCAGCCUGGGCGGCAUUCCAGACGGCAAGAGCAAGUGCAACGGCAUCUACGAGCCCAUCCACGGCUCUGCGCCGGACAUCUCGGGCAAGGGCAUCGUCAACCCGAUCGGCACCAUCCUCUCGGUCGCCAUGAUGCUGCGCUACUCGCUCAACCUGCCCAAGGAGGCCGCCGCGGUCGAGGAGGCCGUCAAGCGCGCCAUCGACAAUGGCACGCGCACCAAGGACAUCGGGGGGGAUGCCGGCACCGCCCAGAUGGGCGACGCCGUGGUCGCCGAGCUGGUGAAGCUGCUCAAGGCUUGAUUAAGGAGCUUCAGGCGGUGGUGGUAGAAAAAAGCGCCUUUGUGCCGCAAAGGGUUAUCCAAAAAGUGGCUCUGGAGGGAGGGGCUGACUGGUUGAGUGCGAUAUUGCGGGCUCGGC